AUGCGGAAGCAGAAUGGUUCUUCAUCGGAGGAACCCGAAAGCUGGAAUAUCAGGGAAUUAACAACCAAUGAAGACAAUGACUCCUUGUUCAUCGAGAAAUGGAAGAUACCUUUUAUGCAGCUAUGGGGCUCAUUUUCCCUUCUAACCUCGUUGGUUGAUGUUUACAUGACUUUUCUCGUGGGCACUAUUCUGCUGGACCUAGUCAAAGAAAGAUCAGUAGAUCUGACUCUCGCCAUAACAAUUUUAGCUUUUAUAUUAGGUAUUGGGGCUCUUGCCGAAAAAUUCUUAUGGAGCUAUCUACAACUUUUCGCCAUAUGGGGAGAAUGGGCGAAAUGUUUGCGUUUGGUUGGUGACAACGUACCACUCGUGGACAUCAUUGUUCCCUGUUGCAAUGAGCCCUUGGACGUGCUUCGAGAUACAAUUCUAGGGGUCCUAGCUAUCGACUACCCUCACAACAAAUAUCGGGUAGUCGUCGCAGAUGACGGGGCUUGCUCGGCGCUUCAAGACUGGAUAGCAACUCUGAAAUGUCAAAGACUUUACUAUCAUGCGCGGAAAAAGCCGGCAAUACCUGAUUUCAAAGCUGGUAAUCUGAAUCAAGCUAUUGAUUUUAUGGAGGGGUUUCCUGGUGGGCCUGCAGAGUAUAUAGCAAGUUUGGACGCUGAUAUGAUUCCAGAAAAGAGAUGGUUGCGUGCAGUGAUGCCUCAUAUGGUACUUGAUUCGAGAAUGGGAAUGGUGUGUCCUUCUCAGAGCUACUAUCAUACACCACACAAUGACCUACUUAUUCAAGACGGACGAUCUUGCUGGAAUGUCGACUCCGUCUACAGAAAUCUAGCCGAUUUCGGACUCAAUUCAGGAUCGGGUUUUGUGCUCCGCCGAGAAGCUAUAUUGGAGAUUGGAGGGUUUCCUGCACCAAGUCUGCUCGAAGAUACCUACAGUUCUGUGCUCAUGAUGUCCAAGGGUUGGAGAACAAAGUAUCUCUCGGAGGCGCUUCAGUAUGGGUUGGUGCCAGAAUCUUACUUGGCAUCUGUGAAACAAUUUCGAGUAGAAGGUGUACAGCUUGCUAUGCACUUCAAGUACUACCUAUUGCAACGCUAUAGCGGUGCGCUUAGCAUGAAGCAGCGAAUCUUCGGGUUGCUUAUGGGCUGGGGAUCGUUAUAUAAACCAUUCCUACAAGUACUGUCAAUGGUAGGAAUACCCUGCCAAGUCAUGUUUAUUGGCACGCCACUUAUCUUCAGGGAUGCGUCGACAACAAUACUUUUGAUUCGGCUCCAAUGCAUUUCACAGAUUUUGGGUUGGUUGUCGUACCAGCACCGAACGAUAAUGUCAGACUAUCGCGCAAUGAAUCGAGACGACUGUGUCAAUUACUACAUAGCGCCUUAUUAUGCGUGGGCAUUGUUAAGAUCCUUCUUUCUUCCUCAAUGGCUGGGAGGCGCAGAGACUGUUUUCACGGCCAGUGGAAGCAUCAAAAGUCAUAUCAAUGAACGCAACCCGCAAAGGCGUGCUCCUCUCGUCGCCCGCGCCCGCUUCAUGUUGUUCGAUCUAAAUAUCAUAUUCCACUUGUGUAUAUUCCUGUCGACACUCUUGGCACUUGUGUGGGCAAUCUGGAAGGUCUACUCCAAAGCAGGGAUCGGAAACCUCUCCUAUGAGCUUACACGCGAUGUUGCAUGGUCGAUCCCGUCGGCAACCAGGGUCGUAUUCUCCACAGCCAUACCGAUUCAAUAUAUGUUGGCGCCGCCUGAUUGUUCUCCGCGUGAUGAGGCUAUGGAUGAGAGAGAUGAAGCCGGGGCUCGGUACCCUAAAGAAUCGAGCAGGGAUUAUCAGAGCACCAGCCAUUGGCAUUUCGGUUUGACCGAAGCCUGCGAUCUGGGACUCGUCUCUUCUAUGGUGCUCUUCCUUGGAACUUGGCCUUUUGCGGCAUGCAGCGCGACGUUAUGA
Talaromyces marneffei is the source of this 1935-nucleotide messenger RNA. RefSeq lists its product as uncharacterized. The coding region runs from base 1 to 1935 and encodes 644 amino acids. The transcript is spliced from 7 exons. NCBI's taxonomy places the organism in Eukaryota, Fungi, Ascomycota, Eurotiomycetes, Eurotiales, Trichocomaceae. The record is from RefSeq and is a predicted model, not a curated record.